This is a messenger RNA of Helianthus annuus (common sunflower), 1857 nucleotides long. Its product is annotated as UPF0481 protein At3g47200. The transcript is spliced from 2 exons. The record is from RefSeq and is a predicted model, not a curated record. Lineage: Eukaryota; Viridiplantae; Streptophyta; Magnoliopsida; Asterales; Asteraceae. The coding region runs from base 263 to 1636 and encodes 457 amino acids.
GUUCAAACACACACACACACACACACCCCACCUUGUGAGUGGUCACUAGGAAAUUGAAUGCACCACUAAAAGGAUUUGAAUGUGUCUUUUGUUUACAAUGCAGUGGGUUAAAUCUAAUAGGAACUUGUUCUUUUGGAUGAUGUUUACACUCGGUUUACAGGAGAUCUAAACCAUCAGCUCACUACUUGGUGCAAAAACACAAAUUUAAAGUACGUUUACAAGUGGAUUUAGAGAUUCAAAUUUGAUUUCCAUCUCAAACCCAAUGGAGAAGGAGAUGAGUAUGAAGAUGACUGAAAGUGAGCAUGUAAUGUUUGAAAUCCCCUGUAGUCGACCGGUCACGGACAAAAUUUCUAGCCAGGCCAUGGAGUGGGUUAACUGCCUUACAGGCAAGACGACCACCAAAAGCUAUGAACGUGAAGGACGUAUGGAGAAAGUACCACCGUUACUCUUAAAAAGCGAGAAAGGUCGUAGAAACAGUGAGUGCUACGAGCCUGCAGUGGUUUCACUUGGCCCGUAUCACCAUAACCAACCUGCCCUUGCUCAAGCGGAGGAGUACAAACUCAUAACACUAGAAGAGUAUAGUUCGAGCACUGGAGAAACUAUUGAUACUUUAUACAACAUGGUGUUUGAGGUGGUACAUGAUGCAAGAAAGUGUUAUAUCGAUGGUUCUACUGACGAUUACAGCGAUCACGAGUUUAAUCAAAUGAUGUUACGAGAUGCUUGUUUUAUUUUGCUCUAUAUUGAACGAAUGCCGUGUGGACACACCAAUGUAUUCUUAAAUAACGAGUACUUGGGCGCAAUAGGGUUUGCGAACAUAAAGCGUGAUCUUUUGUUGUUAGAGAACCAGAUCCCCUUUGUAGUACUCGAUGUUUUGUUGACGUUGAAGUUCCCCAAAGAUAAAGGUGAAAUGGUCCUAAACAAAUUCUUUAAUUACUUAAACUAUGGCGAGGUGAUGAUGAGGAAGGAUAAAAAGGUGCUGGAAUACAAGCGACCGCUUCAUCUUCUGGAGCUUUACAGGUCUUAUUUCAUCUCACUUCCAACUAAAGAUAAGGCGUUACAUGAAAAAUUUAAUUAUGUAAAACGAAAUCGAGCGUUUGCUUCAGUGACAGAGCUCAAAGCUAGAUGGAUUUUCUUGAGAUGUACCUCAGAUGAGUCUACGAGUGACAUGGAAUUUAACUCGUAUUGUUGCUAUGGUGAGUUUAUGCUUGCACGUAGAGCAGUGUGCCCGUAUACCAAAGCUAUAUACCUGAACAUGAUCGCGUAUGAGAUGUGCCCGCAUACCCCAAAUGACUUGCGGAUUUCGACUUAUAUUCGAGUAAUGAAAUCGUUAAUCCUUCAACGAGCUGAUGUGAAGGAGCUGCUUCGUAAUAAUAUAUUGCUUCAUAGUCUUGGUAGUGAUGAAGAAGUGGUGAAGAUGUAUGAUGAGUUUGAAGUCCCGGCAGUUAACUAUUACAUGUUUAAUCAGCUUCGGCUAGGGAUAGAAAAGCUGAACGAGAGCAAAUACAAGACGUGGGUAGCGGAGCUGAUUACCGACUACUUUGGUAGUCCAUGGAAGGCUUUGGGUUCGUUGGUGGCUACUGCUAUUCUGGUCUCUAGUUUUGUGCAGACUUACUGUGCGCUCAAGCCACGGGAUUGAUGAUCACUCCAACGCGUGUUUAUUUUGUUGUUACAAUUUUGAUGCAGGGGCGUUGGGAUUUAAAGACAUGUUCAAGAUAUUAUCUUUUAUUUAUUCGAAUUUCGGUUUGUCUACUUUGUUCGUCAUUUUAUUGUGUUAUCUAAUAUCCUGGUAUGUAGGAAUUAGAAGUCUUAUAUAUGAUUUGGAAUUGAAUUAUGAAAGCAGUAUGUUUUUAGAUUGAA